CGGCCGCACAUCUGGAUGGAAUCGAGCUUUGUCCAGACCACCAUGGCUCUGGGGUUGUCCUCCAAGAAAGCGUCUUUCCGCAACGUGGCCGUGGAGCGCAGGAACCUGAUGACGGUGUGCAGGUUCUCUGUGAAAACACUGCUGGAGAAGUACACAGGGGAGCCCAUCGAUGACUCAUCUGAGGAGUUUGUUAAUUUCGCAGCCAUUUUAGAGCAGAUCCUCAGCCACCGUUUCAAAGCCUGUGCCCCAGCAGGUCCAGUGAGCUGGUUCAGCUCAGACGGGCAGCGGGGCUUCUGGGACUAUAUCCGACUGGCCUGCAGCAAAGUGCCCAACAACUGUGUGAGCAGCAUCGAGAAUAUGGAGAACAUCAGCACAGCCCGAGCCAAGGGCCGGGCAUGGAUCCGGGUGGCACUGAUGGAGAAGCGCAUGUCGGAAUACAUCAACACGGCUCUGCGGGACAUGCGGACCACCAGACGGUUCUACGACGCCGGAGCCAUCAUGCUGCGGGAGGAAGCCACCGUGCUCAUGGGAAUGCUGAUCGGACUGAGCGCCAUCGACUUCAGCUUCUGCCUAAAGGGCGAAGUGCUGGACGGGAAGACCCCCGUGGUCAUCGAUUACACGCCCUACCUAAAGUUCACCCAGAGCUACGACUACCUGACGGACGAGGAGGAGCGGCACAGCGCCGAGAGCAGCACGAGCGAGGACAACUCGCCCGAGCACCCGUACCUGCCGCUCGUCACCGACGAGGACAGCUGGUACAGCAAGUGGCAUAAGAUGGAGCAGAAGUUCCGCAUCGUCUACGCUCAGAAGGGCUACCUGGAGGAGCUGGUGCGUCUGCGCGAGUCGCAGCUGAAGGACCUGGAGGCGGAGAACCGGCGGCUGCGGCUGCAGCUGGAGGAAGCGGCGGCGCAGAACCAGCGCGAGAAGCGGGAGCUGGAAGGCGUGAUCCUGGAGCUGCAGGAGCAGCUGACAGGUCUGAUCCCUGGUGACCACGCCCCCCUGGCCCAUGGUUCCAAGGAGCUCACCACGCCCCUGGUCAACCAAUGGCCCUCACUGGGAACGCUCGAUGGGGCCGAGGGUGCCAACAACUCCAAACUCUACCGGAGACACAGCUUCAUGAGCACGGAGCCACUGUCAGCUGAAGCCAGUCUGAGCUCUGACUCCCAGCGCCUGGGAGAGGGCAAGAGGGACGAGGAGCCCUGGGGCACCAUGGGGAAGGACCCCACGCCCUCCAUGCUGGGCCUCUGCGGCUCCCUGGCCUCCAUCCCCAGCUGCAAGUCCCUGGCGAGCUUCAAAUCCAACGAGUGCCUGGUGAGCGACAGUCCUGAGGGCAGCCCCGCACUGAGCCCCAGCUGAGGAGCAGCAGGGGCAGUGCCAGACCCACCUGCUGGGGGCCACGGACACCUGCCACCU
Cynocephalus volans (Philippine flying lemur) is the source of this 1413-nucleotide messenger RNA. RefSeq names its product RUN domain containing 3A (gene RUNDC3A). The record is from RefSeq and is a predicted model, not a curated record. The transcript is spliced from 11 exons. Lineage: Eukaryota; Metazoa; Chordata; Mammalia; Dermoptera; Cynocephalidae. The coding region runs from base 16 to 1356 and encodes 446 amino acids.